AUGCCUACAAUGACUUUGAUGCGGGCAGGGCCAUCCGCCUGCUCCAAGCCUUCAUCACCAGGGACCUCUCCAGCUUCUACUUCAGCAUCAUCGAGGACAGGUACUGAUACUCUUGGUAAAUAGUAUUUCUACUACUACCACUGCUAUUGUUAUGUUAUUACAUAGUUACUACUAGUCUAUUCACGGCCGGCCCGCUCAUUAGGCAGCCUAUGACGGCAGAUUGACGAGGUCAGCAUUUUCUGAGCUAAACUGACCAAGACGCACCUCUAACAACAACACAUAAAACCUUACAUAAUUCUGCCCCAAAACAAUGACAAUUUCUCUCAACCAGUUGCAUAAGGGCUUUUAAGAUGAGCGUUGAUGCCACCCUGUGGUAAGCAGUGCCCACUUUGUCAAAGGCAGGGGUGCAAAAUAUUUUGCUUGUCCAUUCCCAGCGCACCUCUCCAGGGUGCUGUUGGAGAGACGCAUCGCUGCCAUGCUCCACCAACGUUCCGUCAAGGAAAUAAUCUAACAUAAAUCAUGUAGCAGAUAUAGUAUAUGGAAGAAAGAGUAUGUGGCCUUUUCUGUAGCCUACAGGCUGGAGAUAAAAUGUAUGACAAUGUAAUGAGAUGGACACUUUCUACAUCAUGCAGAUUUCACAGAUCAAAUAGCCUAACCUAAAUGGCGCCCAAUCAAAUAAAACAUUUGUUUUCAGGUUAACAAACAACAUAUCCUAAAAACAGGACAGGUCAAAGAGGACAGGUCAAAGUAAAAUGGACAAUCACAACUGUUGUCCAGGAGUUUCAACCCAUUUCAAGUUUGUAUCCGUAAAUUUUUGACAAGCUGAUCAUAGCGAAAAAGAAAAUACUUCUGCAUUUCCUGCUGUGUAAACACAUUGCAAAUAGACUCACGAUAACUCCUGAUAAAGUUGGGUAGCUGAUAUUCAGAGCUUAAAUAGCCAAAUUGAUUAGUCACAGGAACCAGUAAGCAAGAGCCAACAUAUUUUUUUUUGGUGUUUUACAAACGGUAGGCUUACCACAGAUGUGCAUUCAUAAAAUUCAAUUUCAGGCAACACUGUAGGCUACACAUCAGUAAGCACGGGCCGACGCCUUUUGAACGUCUUUUUUGGUGCAUUUCGGACCGGUCUUGAUAUCCACAUCCACGGACAUGUUUGGUUCAGAACCGAAAAUGAACCUAACUUCAACGUCUGGAAAAUACUUAUUUUCACCUUUCAUUCAGAACCUAAAUUCAACCUAACUUCAACGUCUGGAAAAUACGUCUUAGUAAACGUCGUUUUAAUGUCAUUUUGCUUACUGGGACUAUUCUAGUUUUGCGGGGACUGCCUUCUUUGGUCUCGCUAGGGUGGCAGAACGGCAAGGACCGGCCCUGACUCUAUUACACUGUUACUAGAACACUACUACGAAUACACUGUCAUUAAUUAAUAGUGUGUUACAACUACUCUCUCUUCCCUCUGUCCAAUCAGGUGGGAUUAUCCAUGAGGACAGUGCUUACCAAGUAGCGGCAGUGCCCACCUCUAUGACCCGGUGCCGCCGUUACACCUCAGACUCCCCGGACUGCCCCUGCUGCUAG
Messenger RNA from Coregonus sp. 'balchen', 1569 nucleotides. The record is from the annotation of a GenBank genome assembly. NCBI's taxonomy places the organism in Eukaryota, Metazoa, Chordata, Actinopteri, Salmoniformes, Salmonidae.